This is a messenger RNA of Cucurbita moschata (crookneck pumpkin), 727 nucleotides long. RefSeq lists its product as uncharacterized. The transcript is spliced from 4 exons. NCBI's taxonomy places the organism in Eukaryota, Viridiplantae, Streptophyta, Magnoliopsida, Cucurbitales, Cucurbitaceae. The coding region runs from base 78 to 515 and encodes 145 amino acids. The record is from RefSeq and is a predicted model, not a curated record.
GUGUAAUCUGAUAAUUAUCUUGCACGAGGAUCUCCGACGAAGCAUCCAAAUCGGUACAGUUCUUAUUCAGGAGAAAAAUGGCGGUUCCAGUAGCAAAAGCAGCGUCGCUCGCCCACAUAGCUAGAGAAUCUUCGGAUAUCCAUCGCCUUUCUGAAUUCUACAAAGAGAUGUUUGGAUUCGAGGAAAUUGAGAGUCCAAAUUUUGGAGAACUCAAGGUUAUUUGGCUGAACCUUCCUUCUGCCUUUCAACUUCACCUCAUCGAGAGAGACCCUAAAUCCAAGCUACCUGAAGGUCCAUGGAGCGCCACGUCACCCGUUGUCGAUCCUAGCCAUCUUCCCCGAGGUCACCACAUCUGCUUCUCUGUUUCCAGUUCCAAUUUUGACUCUGUCGUUCAUUCUCUCAAGGAAAAGGGCAUACAGACAUUUGAGAAAACCCUACCAAAUGGGAAGGUAAAGCAAGUCUUCUUCUUUGAUCCAGAUGGUAAUGGAUUGGAGAUUGCAAGUCGGGAAGAUUGAGUAAGAAAGAUCUAACUUUACAUGAUGUAAUCGAAUGUAGUCUUGUCUGCAGGCUUAUAAAAAGGGUUCAUAGUUGUCUUGUUGACUUGUGUUGUGUAUCAAAAAAUGGGAAUGUAAGGAAUUGAUAUAAAAAGUCAAUAAAUUUGGCUAUACUGACUGAACCAGUCGAAUCAAAUGGUUGUAUUUCUUAAUGAAGGCUAUGUUGGGCGCCA